AAAUUAUUUUAACCAUUUCGAAAAUGUCCAUUUUUGACAGAAUGACUACUUCGAAAGAGGCUGCGAUGAAGUACAGACAAUUUUGCGUCUCAAAGAAAAAAGAAGUCUGGGAUGCUCUGAUAUAUCACGCAAAAUACGCAAAAAAUAUUGAAAAAGUUUAUGAUAUGACGACAGUUCUGCAACGAGUACAGCAAGAAUGCCUGAUGUUUGCAUUGGAAAAAGGCGUUGGUCAACCGGAUAUUCGCGAUGCUGCAGAGCUCAUCUUCCCACUGGCCAUGCAGAAAGUUGUUAUCAAAGUUCUCAGACCUUAUUUUAUGUCGCACUUCACUAAUUACAGACUUGCCAUGUACCUUCCUCAUCGAAAAAUCGAUCAUGGAAUCGAUUUAAACCAAGAGCUGUGGACACCAGAAAAAAAAGAAAUAUGCGGGCAAUAUGUUCAAGAUUUUAAUCCUUUUGUCAAUGAAUUAAAAACUGGAAUUCUCAAUGCAAAUCGUCACAUGAACGCAGCACUUUCAGUGUAUAUUCGCGAGCUUGCUGCAACAUUGGUGAUGCACGAGAAAGCGGCUUUUGACAAUGAGCUGAGAUGUUCAAUGUUUCAAGAAAUUAUGGAGAGUCUGAGGAUUUGGUCAGAUCAAGUAACAAUGCAAGACGCAUUCCAUUUAAUUAGUGACACUAUUUACAAAGAUGUCUUCCAAAUGCUUUCCAAAAACGCAUAUGAAAUGAUCGCCGUAGAUUUUCCAGUAAAAUUUCGCAGUCUCAUCACAAUGAAAUAUUGCCUUUUGAGAACUAAUAAUCAUGGGAGAGUCGAUUUCACAAAUUACUUGAUAGAUCAAGUUAACACAAAACUUCUUGUUGCAUCGGUUGAUACAAAAGACAUUUUGAAAGCUUAUGCGGCGUGCGUAGAAUCUCUUCGUGAAAUGGACAAUAGUUGCGUGGUUAUGCAUAAAGUUUGUGGAGUUAUCAGAGAAUAUUUGAAAAGGCGACCUGACACUGUACAACAAAUUAUCAGUUACAUUACUUCUAAUAAGAAAAAUGAACUGGAAAAAGAUAUGAGCUUACAGUCUAAAACUGUUCGAUCGGCAAUGAUGGACGAGGAAGAACUGAAAGGUGUCAACGAUGAUUUUUUGCCAGAAAAUAUGGAGACGCUUGGAUGGGAAAACUGGAUGCCUAACCCAACUGAUGCUACUGUUGGUGAUGGAGCACCCGGGCAUCAAGGUGUUGACGUCUUCAAUAUGCUUGUCUCUGUAUAUGGAUCCAAAGAACUUUUUGUCAAAGAAUAUAGAAAUCUUCUUGCUGAACGACUUUCGAGUUCGGACAACAAAGAUCCUGAAUUCGAGAAGCGAUACCUGGACUUGCUGAAACUGAGAUUCCAAUACAGUGAGCUACAACAUUGUGAAGUGAUGCUUCGGGACGUUAUUCAUAGUCUCGAUAUUGAUAAAAAGUUUGAAGACAUGAGUGAAAGAAGCGCUGGAAAUUAUGAUGUUCCGAUUAUUCCAAUUUCUGCAUGUAUCAUCUCAAGUCAUUAUUGGCCAAAGUUGGAAACUGAAAAAACAGAAGCGUUAAUGCCUCAACCAUUGCAAGCUGCGAUGGACGUUUACCAAGAAACUUAUCUGGACGUGAAGCGCGACAGAAAAUUAGAAUGGUUAAGAAGUGUUGGAUGUGUAGAGGUUUCUAUCAAUAUCGAUGGAGUUGAAGUAGAUCGAACAAUUCCAAAUAUGUACGCUCUUCUCCUCUUCUUGUUCCUCGAAAAAGAAACAUGGACAACUGCUGAAGUAGUCGAGAAAAUGGGAAUGUCAGUGGUUGUGACAAGAAAACGAUUGGAAUGGCUGGUUAAACAAGGAUUUAUUUGCAUGAAUCCCAUUAUCAGUAGCGACACGUGGACAUUGACCCGGAAUCCAAGUGGAAUUUCCAUCGUUCGACCAGGCACACCGGACCUUGAAGACGAUGAAGAUGUGGAACCGGAAGAGAAUUCUGAUAUGGUUGAUGCUUUAGAACAAUAUUGGGGAUAUACUAGAAAUUUCAUUGCCAAUCAUGCACCUAACGGAGAAGUGAAAGCGGAACGGAUGCAUCGUGUCUACCGUAUGUUCGGUUCUCCAACUUCUGCAGGACCCACUCUUGAUCAUGUUUCCGCGUUUUUGCAAAGAAAAGUUGCGCUGGGACUGCUAACCUGCAUUAAUGGGUCAUAUCGUAUCAUUCAGGAAAAGAAAGACGGCGAAUAACUUCUUUCAUUUUAUAAUCUUGAAAUUUUUUUUUUCUAAAUUUAAACAAAGCUGGUAUUUAUGAUGAUCUAAUUCUAUAAAAUAUUUCAAAAC
Caenorhabditis elegans is the source of this 2312-nucleotide messenger RNA. RefSeq names its product Anaphase-promoting complex subunit 2 (gene apc-2). Bases 24 to 2219 code for a protein of 731 amino acids. The record is from RefSeq and is marked reviewed. Lineage: Eukaryota; Metazoa; Nematoda; Chromadorea; Rhabditida; Rhabditidae. The transcript is spliced from 15 exons. Gene Ontology annotation, biological process: protein ubiquitination.